Colias croceus (clouded yellow) is the source of this 752-nucleotide messenger RNA. It is a transcript of the gene Srp14, whose product is annotated as signal recognition particle 14 kDa protein. Gene Ontology annotation, molecular function: 7S RNA binding; endoplasmic reticulum signal sequence receptor activity. Gene Ontology annotation, cellular component: signal recognition particle, endoplasmic reticulum targeting. Gene Ontology annotation, biological process: SRP-dependent cotranslational protein targeting to membrane. The transcript is spliced from 3 exons. The coding region runs from base 207 to 530 and encodes 107 amino acids. NCBI's taxonomy places the organism in Eukaryota, Metazoa, Arthropoda, Insecta, Lepidoptera, Pieridae. The record is from RefSeq and is a predicted model, not a curated record.
CGACUGUCACUGUCAAUAUGUCAUAAGUGAUAAGUUUAACGUGUCGUGCAUUCCUGUAAUCCUGUAUUCGUGUGAAAAAUCCUUUGAAAAUCACGAUUCUUCUUUAUUUAUUAAAUGUUUGUGAUGGAUAAUUUACAUACGAGUUCAUAACAUACGUUAAAGAUAUAUAAUAUUAUAUACUUUAAGCUUCACAUAAAUUUAUAACCAUGGUCCUGUUAACUAACGAUUUGUUUCUAGCAGAACUAUCAAAACUUUACCAAAGUGCACGAACAUCAGGAUCUGUAACUGUGACUAUGAAAAGAUAUGAUGGUCGCACAAAGCCUAAUCCUCGUGAUGGAAGCCUUGCCGUCCCAAAUCCAGACUACAAAUGUUUAGUAAGGGCACAAUGUAGAAGUAAAAAAAUCUCAACAGUAAUUGAACAAAAAGAUGUUGAAACAUUCACAAAUGCUUAUUCUAAUCUGCUUAAAACCAGUAUAAAUGGACUGAAGAGGUUAAAGAAACCAAAAAAGAAGGCUAUGGCUGCUCAAUAGUAAAGUAUAUGGAUAUUACAGACUGAAUCAAAAUUCAAGCAUUUCACGGCAACACACAUGCAAUGCCAAUGACCACAGCCAAGGGUGGAGGUCCAUUAAAAUGUGCUUUUCUCUCACAUGAGAUUUGAAGAGUUGGAGUCUUGGCUUUAUGGCUGAUGGUAUACAACCAUGUCUUCAAUUAAUUUUAAAGUCAAACUUUAUAAAUAAAGUUAUUAUAAAAUA